GUUUUAGGUGUCGUGGUGUGCUCGUAAAUCAAUUUUCUAAAAAUGAUCCUAGAAGCUGUUGCCGGACUCGCUUCGGCCUUUGUUCUGACCUAUCUUGGAAUGACGUUAGUUGCUCCAGCUGAGGUCACUGAGAAAGAAGCAGAGGAUAUCACUAUUAAUAAAGAAGAAUCGAAAAAAUCGGGUAAUGAAGCUGCUAUAAAAAAUGUUGUUGCUGGUUCGAAAACUCUCGUUGUACUGUUCGGAUGGGCCGGUUGUAGGGACCGAUACUUGUCGAAAUACGCACAGUAUUAUCAGGAUGCAGGAAUUUCUACAGUAAGAUUUACUGCUCCAAUCGCUAAAAUCCGAAGUUUUUCGUCAUAUCGCCCGUUUGCAUUGUGCUUUCAUCGAAUUCUGAAUGAGAUUCUCCACGACCAAAAUGACAUCACAACAAUCUACUUCCACGUAUUCUCUAUGAAUGGAUGCUCUUUGCUCGCAGCAUACUGGGAUCAAUUACAAGAUCUCGAGAAUGGAAAAGAAGUUCUUUCAAAAUCCAGAGGACUUAUCUUCGAUAGUUGUCCAGCAUUCACUAGUCCAUCUCAAAGUGCACAGGCUAUCUCGUUUGCCACACUUCCACCGAGUCAUUACCACGGAGCAUUGAGAGGAUCAUAUCGAGCAGUUCUUUAUACAUUCUUCUCAUUUCAUAGAGGAGUUUUGUGGUUGAGAUCAUUCUUGGAGAAGGAUAUCUACGAGAGACACUAUGCGUAUUUCAAAAUGAUAACAUUUGACAAUCUACCGGCGAAGCAGCUCUAUAUUUAUGGACCUGCAGACUUAGUUUGCUCCGAAGAAUCCAUCGAAGAAUACGCCCAGUUAAUGGAGCAACGUGGUGUUUCAAUCUCAAAACUUCGUCUUCUCGAUUCUUUGCACUGCCAACAUCUCCGAUCUCAUCCCGUGACGUACACUCAAGAAUGCCUAGACUUUGUGAAAUCAGGCCAUCUACCAGCGAAUAGAAGUCGUGUGCCGUUAGAAAUAACUGAAGAAGCUGCACAAAAUGAUGUACCUGAAGAGCUUGCCUACUAGAUUCAUAUCUAUAGAUUUUUAUUGUUUCUCUUAAUAUUUAUAGAUGGUAAUUCGCAUAAUUACUUAUAUAUUAAUUGACCGGUUCUUCCCAUCUCCUUUCCCAACGUUCCAUCUCUAUGUCCCAGUUUUAUUCGCUUUAAAAGCUUUUGCUUGAUACUAUUGACAUUAGAUAUAAAUUAUUACUUUUUGAAA
Molecule: messenger RNA, 1248 nt
Organism: Caenorhabditis elegans
Lineage: Eukaryota; Metazoa; Nematoda; Chromadorea; Rhabditida; Rhabditidae
Gene: T24H10.4
Product: Transmembrane protein 53
Exons: 5
Coding region: 43-1056 (337 amino acids)
Source: RefSeq, marked reviewed